Molecule: messenger RNA, 3391 nt
Organism: Frankliniella occidentalis (western flower thrips)
Lineage: Eukaryota; Metazoa; Arthropoda; Insecta; Thysanoptera; Thripidae
Product: proton-coupled folate transporter-like
Exons: 10
Coding region: 296-2176 (626 amino acids)
Biological process (GO): transmembrane transport
Cellular component (GO): membrane
Molecular function (GO): transmembrane transporter activity
Source: RefSeq, a predicted model, not a curated record
CUGCGCCAGUCAGUGUUGUCAUGGUCGCCCUCGCGCUCUGACCGGUAGGGCUGUACGGUGAAGGCAGACACCAGGGCCUAAGGGAAGGUCCACCGAAGGGCCCGGCCUGCGACGAUAGUCGAGUACACCCACCACCAAAAGUGCAGUCCCUGUAGUGGCUUAACUCAUCGCUCCUUCCCAACGCUUUUCUUCGGUGGACGACAUGGCAGCCGCGGCCGCCCGCUAGCCUCGCCGUCCAGGCUCGCCGCCCGCGCCCCGCGACCACCCCGACGAGCGCACCGGCACCACCACCACCAUGGCGGUCGGGGCCGUCAUCGAGGGCGUGAGGGACUCCGUCAAGGAGCCCGCCAAGGACUCGAAGCUGGCCUGCGAAUGGGAGCGGGAGAAGAACGAGGCCAACAAGGCGAAGAGCGGCGGCAUCGGCCCGAAGAAGGCCAAGGCCGAGAUCCGCCAGGGCGACUUCAGCAACUUCUGGGAGCUGUCGUUCCGGCAGAAGGCCGUGUUCGUGCGCGACAACAUCACCGUCGAGCCCAUGCUCGCCUGCUACAUCAUGCCGAGCGUGCUCGCCUCGCUCGCCACGCAGAACCUCAACCUGGAGAAGGCCUGCCGCGUCAACCUGGGCUACAGCGACGACGUUUGCACCGCCCUGGCCGCGCGUGAGACCGCCAACUACACGCACCAGGAGAGCGAGGUCCAGAAGCUGGUGGCGGGCAUGGCGGGGUGGAAGACGUUCGUGCAGAGCUCGGUGCCGGCCAUCCUGAUCCUGUUCCUGGGCGCCUGGACGGACCGCACCGGCCGCCGCAAGCCGUGCAUGCUCAUGCCCAUCCUGGGCGAGUUCCUCACCAGCAUCGGGCUCAUCGUCUGCACCUACUUCUUCCACGAGCUGCCCAUGGAGGCUGCCGGGCUGGUCGAGUCCGUGUUCCCGGCGCUGACCGGCGGCUGGUUCACCAUGUUCAUGGCCGUCUUCAGCUACAUCGCCGACGUGACGGAGGAGGACUCGCGCACCCUCCGGAUCGGCAUCGUCAACGUCUUCUGCUCGCUGGGCAUCCCCGUCGGCAUGGCGCUCUCCGGCGUGCUCUACAAGCGCAUCGGCUUCUACGGCGUCUUCUCGCUGUCGGCCGUCAUGUACCUCUUCAGCUUCUGGUACGGCUACGUCAUGAUCAAGGAGACGCCGCGGCCGCGCAAGGAGCUGGAGCUGGUGAAGAUGGAGAAGGAGGCGGCGGCCCCGGACGCGGCGGGGACGGCGACGACGCGCUGCUGCUCGGCGCCGCGCCGCCUCCUCGACUUCCUGCGCGACUUCUUCGACAUGCGCCACAUCCAGGAGACGUUCCGCGUCGCCUUCAAGAAGGGCGAGAACAUGCGCCGCAAGCGCGUCAUCCUGCUCAUGGUCGUCGUCAUGGUGGUCAUCGGGCCCAUGCACGGCGAGAUGACCGUCAUGUACCUGUUCACACGGCUGAGGUUCAACUGGAACGAGGUGGACUUCAGCCUGUUCUCGUCCUAUGGCAUGGUGACCAACCUCAUCGGAACCAUUAUUUCCGUGGGGCUGUUCAGCCACAUCCUCGGCGUGGACGACGCCCUCAUCGGCAUCAUGUCGUGCAUGUCCAAGAUCCUGAGCGGGUUCGUCUACGCCUUCGCCACCACCACGUUGGGCAUUUAUCUCGCGCCGUUGGUCGACAUGGUCAACGGCACGUCGUUCAUCUCCAUGAGGUCCAUCGCGUCCAAGCUGGUGCCGCCUGAUGAACUCGGCAAGAUCAACUCUCUGGUCGGCGUCUGCGAGGCGCUCAUGCCCCUGGUGUACGGGCCCAUGUACUCCGCCGUGUACCAGGCCACGCUCAACACGGUGCCGGGCGCCUUCUUCCUCCUGGGGGGCGCCCUCACCGCGCCCGCCGUCGUCAUCUUCGGGUGGAUGUACACGGUGCACCGCAAGGAGCGCCUGGCCGGGCGGGAGAAGGACGCGGCCGCCAAGGACGCCGAGGGCUGCGUCAACAUGGGCUUCGAGCAGGACGGCGGCGGCGGCAAGGAGCAGCAGCGCGUCACCACGGCCGACGUGUUCCUCAGGGCGUCCUGGAGGGAGAAGCGCAACUCGGGCAACAACAACUCGUCGUGCCUGGAGCACCUGUCGGAGCACCUCGCCCCGCUGCCCGCCUCGCUCGAGGUGCCCAAGCUGCCCAAGUAGAGAGGGUCGCGCGGACACGGUCGCGAGCACGCCGACGACGACGCGACGGUCUCGGUGCGACGCCGCCGCCCCGCCCCACCGGACGGCCGGGUCAUGCCGUCCGGGGUGGGACUGCUGCCUGCACUGCGCCGGCGGCGGCGAAAAUACGGGUACUUCCACCAGAUGGCGGCGGAGGCAGCAGUCGCCGCGCCUGUGGUCGCGCAGGGUAGCAAUCUCAGGGCGAAGGUGCAUCUUUCGAAUGUGAAUGUGAAUGAUCAUUGGCGGUCUCGUCGAGUUGUGACAUCACCAUUACCCCGGAAUGCACCACUGCGGCUGCAGCCCCCCCCCCCACCACCACCAACUGGAUUUGGCAUUGACACGUCAAUGAUUUGCGGCCGAGUGCCAAGGGAAGGGAUUGACACGAUAAAUAUUGCGGCUUCUCGUUUUUGAAUUGACAGAAUGCCGAAAUCAACGCUGUGAUAAUUUUGUGAGAGAAAAAAAAAGAAAAACGCUGGUGCCCGGCUUGCUGCUUUGAAGCUGUGGAACUUUAUCUUGUCGAGAGAAUCAGUCUCCUCAGUUUGAAAAAGAAUUAUUAAUUUGUUUUAGUAGGUGUUCCUCCGUCCAUGCGAUGUCCCACGAAAUGGGAGUAGGAUUUCUGGCCACUAUGAAAUUCGUGGCCAAAAAAUGAUGCGCAUUUUGUCUGAUGACUUCAGAGAAAUAUCUGAACAGCAUGUCUUAUCCUCUCGGCCAAAUUUCUACGAAAAUGGCUGGAGAUGGGUUCAGACCACCAAAUCAUGUUCACUGGGUAACGAUCUUUUCAAUUCAUAGGCCAAGCGUGCAGUUGAAAGCUUUGCGUGCAUUGAACAUAAUGUGAUAGUAGGUUAGAAUGUGUAAUGUAACUGGGUGAAACGCUACGCUCUAUACGAUGUAUGGUUAUCGCUUGUCGCGUAUUUUCUUUUUGUGAUCUUGCCGUAUUAUAGUUAUCCUACCAUCAGUAAUAUUGAAAUCCAUUCGUCCCAAACCUCCUCUUUUCGGACGAUGGCUAAAUAUUCUUGUUGUACAUAGAGUGCAUUUUAAAUUUGUGGCUUAAAACAAGGACAUAAUGUUAAAAUUUUGUACAUUUUGUAUAUUUUGUAUAUCUUGACACUUUCAGUGAUAAGACAUUGUAAUGUUUGGGGGGUCAUUCCCUCUACGUUGUAUAUAGCGAAUAAAUCGACAAAGCUAUGGCGCCUAAUA